CCCGCCCCGCCCCGCCCCUAGAACUCGCCAGUCCCAGGCGCCGCUCCGUGGGCUGCAAAGUUUGCAGCGUGAGGCAAUCAAGGGAGCGCGCCGGCGCGGGCUCGACUGGGCUCCACGCGGCUCCCGACAGCUGUGACUGCUGGCCCGGCGACUGGAUGCACCGCGCACAGCGCUGCCGCCCACAGCCAAUCCCGCUACCUCCAGUCGGGUCACACGGGCUGUCCGCGUCCCACACGGACCCUCCAGCCACGGACGAGGUGCGCAGCCAACACUGAGCCCUCCCUGUCUUGUCUUUCUGGGCUCAGACCCUUCACCAUCAUCACUCAGCCAUGGCUUCUGGUCCAGCUCGGAUCAGUUUGGGGUCCCAACUGCUGCCUAUGGUGCCGCUGCUCCUGCUGCUGCGGGGCGCAUGCUGCGGCCACAGGGGCCCCUCAUGGCCCUCACUGCCCUCGGCAGCCGAUGGUCUGCAGAGGGACAAGGACCCCCAGCAGUCCCCUGGGGACGCAGCAGCUGCGCUGGGCCAAGGCGCCCAGGACAUGGUCGCUGUCCACAUGCUCAGGCUCUAUGAGAAGUACAACCGACGGGGCGCUCGGCCAGGAGGAGGCAACACGGUCCGAAGCUUCCGUGCCAGGCUGGAAAUGGUCGACCAGAAGCCUGUGUAUUUCUUCAACUUGACUUCCAUGCAAGACUCGGAAAUGAUCCUCACAGCCACCUUCCACUUCUACUCAGAACCCCCACGGUGGCCCCGGGCACGGGAGGUAUCCUGCAAGCCGCGAGCCAAGAAUGCAUCUUGCCGCCUCCUGACCCCAGGUCCACCCGCACACUUGCACCUAAUCUUUCGGAGCCUCUCACAGAACACGGCCACUCAGGGGCUGCUCCGAGGGGCCAUGGCCCUGGCCCCUCCACCACGUGGCCUGUGGCAGGCCAAGGACAUCUCAUCGGUCGUCAAGGCUGCCCGAAGAGACGGAGAACUGCUCCUCUCUGCCCAGCUGGAUUCUGGGGAGAAGGACCCCGGGAUACCCAGGCCCAGCCCCCACAUGCCCUAUAUCCUUGUCUAUGCCAAUGAUCUGGCCAUCUCAGAGCCCAACAGUGUGGCAGUGACGCUGCAGAGAUACGACCCCUUUCCAGCUGGAGACCUUGAGCCUCGCGCUGCCCCCAACAACUCAGCGGACCCCCGUGUGCGCCGGGCAGCUCAGGUCUCUGGACCCCUGCAGGACAAUGAACUGCCAGGACUGGAUGAGAGACCAGCACCUGCCCUGCAUGCCCAGCACUACCACAAGCAUGAGUUCUGGUCCAGCCCUUUCCGGGCACUGAAACCCCGCACAGGGCGCAAAGAUCGCAAGAAGAAGGACCAAGAGACAUUCACCACCUCCUCACAGGUGCUGAACUUUGAUGAGAAGACAAUGCAGAAAGCCAGGAGGAGGCAGUGGGAUGAGCCACGGGUCUGCUCCAGGAGGUACCUGAAGGUGGACUUUGCAGACAUCGGGUGGAAUGAAUGGAUCAUCUCACCGAAGUCCUUCGAUGCCUACUACUGUGCCGGGGCCUGCGAGUUCCCCAUGCCCAAGAUUGUACGUCCAUCCAAUCACGCCACCAUCCAGAGCAUCGUCAGAGCUGUGGGCAUCGUCCCUGGCAUCCCAGAGCCCUGUUGUGUUCCAGACAAGAUGAACUCCCUUGGAGUCCUUUUCCUGGAUGAGAACCGGAAUGUGGUUCUGAAGGUGUACCCCAACAUGUCUGUAGAGACCUGUGCCUGUCGGUAAGACGGAAGGUGGAAGACAGUCCGGCUUCAUCCCUGCCCUGCAGAGUGGCAUUCUUGGAGCCAGGACUUGACUCUGGGCAGUUCCAGGUGCUAGACAGAGCUUAUAGGCAACCCUGCUGGGACCUAGAAAGAUCUGAACACAGUGCCAUCGUUCUUCAGUUUUUCCUUGCUAGGGGUGGCUCUGUGAAGACUUUUUGAGUUCCUGGAAGGAAUCUGGAAUUAACUAUGGUCUGAAGUUUGCCCAUCAGCCCUACCCACAUUUUUCAAGGUCUGUGUCCACAAUUUCGACUCCAUGCAUUCAUCAUCUCAAAACCUGGAAAGACUAUGCAAAUCUUGGGGUACUUACCCCUCUAGCAGUUAAAGCGCUCAUCUGAAAACCCUCAGGCAACAUACUAGAAACGGGGCCUAAAUCUUGGCAUGGAUGGGUGUUUCUCUUACACUUCACUACUCAUGCUUUUAUACAUGCAGUAUGCACAUGAAAUCAAGAUUGGUCUCUUCCUUUAGUAUAUGUAUUCUCUAUUUUAAAACGAAGGAGAGAGUUGACCCCAUUCCCCACAGAGGUAAUAGUGCAGGUUAGGUGUGGGCUGUUUGAACAUGCAUAUGGAAAUAACACAUACAGUAAUAUGUUGGAAUACUAAAAAAUAACCAAGAUUUUAUAUUUUUGUAAGUUAUACUUUGUAUACUGUAGAUUGUGAGUGUUUUGUGUUUUUAUGGAAAGCUAAUAAAUUAAAGGUACAGUGA
Messenger RNA from Peromyscus californicus insignis, 2497 nucleotides. RefSeq names its product growth differentiation factor 10 (gene Gdf10). Gene Ontology annotation, biological process: BMP signaling pathway; osteoblast differentiation; SMAD protein signal transduction. The transcript has 3 exons. The coding region runs from base 330 to 1757 and encodes 475 amino acids. Gene Ontology annotation, molecular function: growth factor activity; cytokine activity. Gene Ontology annotation, cellular component: extracellular region. Lineage: Eukaryota; Metazoa; Chordata; Mammalia; Rodentia; Cricetidae. The record is from RefSeq and is a predicted model, not a curated record.